UUUUUUUUUUUUUUGAGGGGGAAGAAUGGAGGCUAAUUCCAAAGUGGUCAUGAUCCUUCUACGCCUUUGGAUUGUUUGUUAUGGUAACAAAAACCUUCUCAAAAGCAUUAGGAAAAUAUGCGCAAUGUUUCAAUGUGUUUGUUGUCGCUUAUGUUUUAUCACAAGUUCAAUGACAACAUACACUAAAUAAGUUAGAUGGUUGGACACGAUCAAUUACUGUAACUCUAACGGACUUUCGAUCAAAUGCUUGAUUCAUCUAGCUUAAUUACAUGAUAAUUAUUGCAUUAUUUUUCGUAUGCAAUGAAAAGCCUAUAAUAUUCAAAUAAGAUCAUUAUAGCCUCAUGCUAAUCAAAUUAACAUUUCCGUGAAAAAGUACAAUGUACUCGUAAAACAUCAUAUAAACGAGAAGACUUAAUUUUCAUGUCCUUCUAACAAAAUUCUUAAUUUUGGACACUUCUCGUUUUUAAUUUCAAAAGUAUCACUAUAUAGAUCAAAUAUAAAAACAAAUUAAAACUGAUUGUAUCCAAAAGGCGUGAAAGUACGGAAAUAACCCUAAAAGAAUCCGAACCUGAUACAAAUUCAAGAAAACGGAAAUUUGCCGCUUGCGCCAUAAGCCCUGACAUAAACAUAAUCCCCACGAGUGUAACUCUGACAUGAGAGAGAGAGAGAGAGAGGAUCCAGAGAGAGAAUACAAAAAAAACCAUGAAUGACAACAGAGAGCUUUCGAAUUUGGGAACCCUAAACAAGACCAAUGAAGGCAAUAGGAGCGGAAGUCCUGGCCCUCGCGUGUUGCGGGACUUUGAUCUGAACCUGGCUGUUCUUUCGGACAGCGAAGAGACCGAGUCCGAUGACUCCAACGGUAUUUGUAAAGAAUCGAGAAAGAGCCGUCGGUUUGAUCCUAUUUACAACUCCGAGUGGGAGUUUUCGGAGCAAUUCGAGGAUGAAAAUGUAGGAUCGCAUUGUGAUGAGGAUGAUGAUGAUCCCAAUGGUAACAGGGAAAAUGAAGAAGGAGAUGAGUUUGAAGACGAAGAUGAAGGCAGCCAUGCAAGGAUGUCGCAUGAGACUUCCAAUAGUAGAAAGAGGAAACAUGAUGUUAUCAUAACUGAGGCUUACCCAGUGUCCGCAUAUUAUCCCCGUGGUGAUGUUCUUGAUGGCCAUGGAGGCAUUAGCUUUCAGAGCCCUCUCCAUGGGAAGCUUGGUUUCAGCAAAAAAAUGCACCCGGUGGAGAAGUGCAUGUCCAUUAAGGCUCCACUUCAAAAAGCAGAUUGGGAGAAGGAGAGGGAAGAUCUGGUACCAACUCAUUUCCUGGGAUCAUCCACUGCAAGUCCUAUAGCUUCUGAAUUUGAAACGAGAAGGGAGUUUGAGAAAGAAACUUCUCCUUUGGUUAAUGAUAAUAGAGUUGUGGAAGCUCAAAAGAAAGAUGAUGCAAGGCUUUUAGAACCGAACCAGCCGUUAAAGAGGAAAAAACCAAGACAUCCAGGCAAGGGCCGUAGAAAAAUCGAAAUCAAAAGAUUAGAGGAUAAAUCCAAGCGAUUGGUCACUUUCGUCAAGCGCCGUGACGGGCUCUUCAGCAAGAUGCAAGCGCUCUGUUCAAUAUGUGGCGUCCAGGGCGCCGUUCUCACCUUGAGUGAGGCCCAAAACGCAUAUGUCUUUGGCAACCCCGCAGUCAACACCGUCAUUGAUCGUUACUUAACUGAAACCUCAGUCGCGGAAACUACAGCUAAUGAGCGUUACAACAACGAACCGGUGAAAGAGAUUAAAGACAAGUACGCAGAGGCUCUGGUUAGGUUAGAAAAAGAGAGGAAAUGCGGCCAGAUCUUGGACAAGGUGUUGGCAGUUGCCGAAGGGAAUGCGCCUACUGAAGCUUUGGGAUCAAAUGAAGUUGAACUGAUUCGGGCAAUGAUGGAGGAGAUGGUGAAUAAACCAUCUGGCCCAGGGUCGGAGGCUUCAACUAGUAAAAGGCCCUCCUCUUUUGUAAACUUGAAGUAAAAUUGUAAACUACCUUUUUUUCUUUGUUUCAUAAUCCUCUUCUUUGUAACGUUGAAUUUUAUGCCCUCUUUCCAGUUAGGCGAUCUAAAAGCCUAUUUUCUGAUAGAAAAA
Rhododendron vialii is the source of this 2100-nucleotide messenger RNA. RefSeq lists its product as uncharacterized. The transcript is spliced from 4 exons. Bases 703 to 1989 code for a protein of 428 amino acids. Lineage: Eukaryota; Viridiplantae; Streptophyta; Magnoliopsida; Ericales; Ericaceae. Gene Ontology annotation, molecular function: RNA polymerase II cis-regulatory region sequence-specific DNA binding; protein dimerization activity; DNA-binding transcription factor activity, RNA polymerase II-specific. Gene Ontology annotation, biological process: regulation of transcription by RNA polymerase II. The record is from RefSeq and is a predicted model, not a curated record.